This is a messenger RNA of Monoraphidium neglectum, 765 nucleotides long. RefSeq lists its product as hypothetical. The transcript is spliced from 2 exons. The coding region runs from base 1 to 765 and encodes 254 amino acids. NCBI's taxonomy places the organism in Eukaryota, Viridiplantae, Chlorophyta, Chlorophyceae, Sphaeropleales, Selenastraceae. The record is from RefSeq and is a predicted model, not a curated record.
AUGGCGUCUCUUCACAAGAACAUGACAAGCCCGUGCGCCUCCAAGCCGCCGGGCAGCGGGGCGGCCAAGAGCCCGCGCAGCAGCCCGGGCGUGCGCGUCGUCAUGUGCGCUGCCAGCUCGCCGCGCUCCUCCCCUUUGUCCUCCCCCGCUGGCGCCGCCUGCUCCACCGCCGCCGCGGCGAUCGCGGCGGCCGCUCCUUUCGCCAGCCGCUGCGGGCCGUCGCGGCAGCUGCGCUUUGACAUUCGGGUCGACGUGCCGCCGCCGCCGCGCAUGAGCGUCGCUCCGCAGCAGCAGGAGCAGCAGGCGGCCGAGCAGCACGCAGCGGGCCCCCGCUUCUCGCCCGACGCCGUCCCGUCGUCCGCCGCUGCGGCCGCGGCCGCCGCCGCCGCCGCCGCUGCUGCCGCGCGCGCCGCGGCGUCGCCCGCGACGAAGGCCGCCGCCGCCGCCAGCCCAAGCCGUGUCCAGAAACACUCCCCCGCGGUCGAGGCGCGCCUGCAGGAGACACUGGCGCGCAUGAGCGCCCCCUACUUCAUAGCCCCCCACAUCCCCGCGCCCGGCCAGGACAGCCGGCGGCUCGCGGCGACGCUUUUCGACUGCGUGCAGCUCGCGUCGGAGGGGCGCCUGUCGCUCGACGUGCUGCUGGCCGGCGCGGGGCCGGGGGCGGACCUGUACGCAGACACGCCGCGCCUCGGCUGGCUGUUGCGCGUGGUGCAGGAGGGGCCGCCAGACGUUUCGGGCCUUGCGGCCGAGGUGCUGUGCAGGUGA